Racocetra fulgida is the source of this 279-nucleotide messenger RNA. The record is from the annotation of a GenBank genome assembly. Lineage: Eukaryota; Fungi; Glomeromycota; Glomeromycetes; Diversisporales; Gigasporaceae.
AUGAAUUAUAUGAUAAUCGUCUCCCAAAUUCAAAAAGAAGCUUCUUCCACUGGACCUUCUCAUGCAGAGUCUACCCCGCAAGUUAUCAAUAAAACUAGCUUGCAAAAUAUGAAUGAAACUCUCACUCCUGCUACGUUUUUUGCAAACGAAACAAACACUUCUCUUAUUAACAAUAAUAUACCUGCUGAACCUACACACUCUGAUACACCUAUUAUUCAAGGCGAAAAAUCUGAUACUAAUAGAAAGCAUUUAAGACCACUUCUACUUGCAAAAAAAUAA